AUGAUUGGAAACAACGGGGCAGCUACUCAGUUACUUGGGAAGAUGGAAGAAAGAGGAUGCGAGCCUGACAUAGUUACCUAUAACACCGUCAUCGACAGUCACUGUAAGGAUACACUAGUUGAUGAAGCAUUGAACCUCUUCACAGAAAAUGAUGGUAGAGGUAUUGCUCCAGACGUUGUUACUUACAACUCUUUGAUUCAAGGAGUCUGCAAUAUCGGCCAGUGGAAAGAAGCUACAAGGUUGUUGAAUGAAAUGGUGAGUCAAAACAUCUUUCCCGAUGUAGUCACUUUCAAUGUCUUGGUUGAUGCACUUUGUAAGGAGGGGAUGGUCGUGGAAGCCAAAACUGUGGUUGAGAUGAUGAUUCAAAGAGGAAUCGAACCUGACACAAUUACAUACAGUUCCCUUAUGGAUGGUUACUGUUUGCGAGGAGAAAUGGACGAGGCCAAAAAUGUCUUUGAUCUAAUGGUUAGCAAGGGAUCGAUGAUUAAUGUUUGUAGUUGUAACAUAUUGAUAAACGGAUAUUGCAAGGGUAAAAAGAUUGAUAAGGCUUACAAGAUUUUCAAGGAAAUGCGUCAUAUGAAACUUGUUCCUGAUACUGUUACUUAUACCACUCUUAUUGAUGGUUUUUGCAUAGUGGGGCGAAUACAAAAAGCAGAAAAGCUGUUCUCUCAGAUGCAAGGUUGUGGCCAACAUCCAAAUAUUCAAACUUAUGCUGUUUUACUUGAUGCCCUAUGUAGCAACCAGCAACUUUCUAAGGCAAUAGAAUUGCUUAAAGAGAUGAAGGACAAGAAGCUGGAACUGAAUAUUGUAAUUUACAGUAUUAUUAUUGAAGGUUUGUGCAAAGCUGGGAAAAUGGAUUCCGCCAUAGAGGUCUUCUCUGAUAAGUUGCUGAGAGAAAUGAGAGAGAAAGGCUGCUCUCCAGAUGGUUGGACCUAUAACAUCAUUAUCCGAGGGUUGUUAAAUAACAAUGACGCAUCAAGGGCUAUGAGACUUAUUCAAGAAAUGGUAGAGUCAGGUUUCUCUGCAGAUGCAUCAACUGUGGAAUUGAUAGCUGGUUUAUUGUCUGAGGAUAUAGUAGAUCCAGCUUUGUUGCCAUUGUUAAACAAAUCAUUAUAA
This is a messenger RNA of Rosa rugosa (rugosa rose), 1116 nucleotides long. RefSeq names its product pentatricopeptide repeat-containing protein At3g22470, mitochondrial-like. The transcript has 2 exons. Gene Ontology annotation, molecular function: protein binding. NCBI's taxonomy places the organism in Eukaryota, Viridiplantae, Streptophyta, Magnoliopsida, Rosales, Rosaceae. The coding region runs from base 1 to 1116 and encodes 371 amino acids. The record is from RefSeq and is a predicted model, not a curated record.